Molecule: messenger RNA, 3068 nt
Organism: Patiria miniata (bat star)
Lineage: Eukaryota; Metazoa; Echinodermata; Asteroidea; Valvatida; Asterinidae
Product: extensin-like
Exons: 7
Coding region: 249-3038 (929 amino acids)
Source: RefSeq, a predicted model, not a curated record
AACCAGUUGAAACCAGUUGAAACCAUUAGAAACCAUGCAGUUGAAACCAGUUGGAACCAGUUGAAACCAGCGAACGCGAGAUUGUAGUUGGUAUAACAGGGUUUUCCCAGUGAGAUUAUGUAAAGCAGUAUCAACAUUAGGUUAACUUGAUAUUUGUCAUUUCAUAUUCAUUAUUGCAUCAUUGUUAUUUUGCUUAUUUUCCCACACUAGUCUUUGAUUUAGAGACUUCAGCUGAGCUAUCUUCCAGAAUGGGCAACGACGAAUCGCGGCCCAAAUAUGCUACUCCAAAAAAAGUUACCCCCGAAGGCGUGCAUGUCGGCGCUCAUAGCGGCUUCCCCGACGACCCCGUGCCGUACGCAGGUAGUCCAUUGGAGUACUGUUUUGUCAACAUCGAGACUAAACUGAAAGUUAAAGUUAAACUUUCGUUAGCCCGACACAUCAAGACAAACAUCGAUGAGUACUAUGACAUGAUCUCCCAGCCCUACACUCGUGGAUUUCUCAUGAACCAGUUCCAGUCCAUCCCUGGUGCCUUGAAGCAAAAAGAACUCAGCUCAACUGCCUUUAAGGCGUUCCAGGCUAUCCUGUCGCGACCUGUCAGCGCACCACCGUCUCAGGAGCGAUGGCAGCUGCGGGUUGAGAAAAGUUUCCUAGAGACACAGAUGAUCAUAAAGUUUUUCACGUCAUCAAAAACACUGUCGGACACUUCGGACAUACACCAAAAGAUAAACGCACUUACAUCGCAGGGCGGGCGCUUGGUAUGCGUCGAAAUCACUGGUCAACAUGAAGGCAAAGAGUUCAGCGCGCUAUUGUCAGGAGACCCGGGAAUAAAAGGUGUGGAUCUGUUCUUCAACAUGCCGCUGCACCCGAACCCACAGAUCUACGUCUACCAGGUCAUCAGUGUACCGGUGAAGUUCAAACUGAAGAUGACGGGCAUCAAGGCGUACCCUAUGGACUUCACGGGCCAAUUUACCGCUUUCUUAGAGAGGGGCUGGAAACUAGUGGAGAUCAAUUUUGACUGUUCCGAAACGUCCAAAGCUGGUGUCUUAUCAUCGGAGCGUACGAGUAUAAACUCCAUCUGGUUCUUUGAGAAGGAAGCAUCUAAGAUGCACAGCGAGGUUCAAGAAUGGGAAGGGACCAUUGUGGAAUACGAACACAAAUGGGCGUUCUCAUAUAGUGGUGGCACCCGAGCCAAGACCAAUUGGGACUCCGUGGUGGUUGAAAUGGGCCAGCGGGGCUGGGAGCUAGCCUGCCUGGUGGAAUCACCCGAGAGCUACAUCAUACAAAUGACACCAAUAAAAGUGGCCCAAAAGGUCCUCAUGUUCUUCCAACGUAAAAUCAUGCAGGCUGUCGGAGACGCUGGGUGUGUCACGCCCCCUCAGGCUGGACAAACCCUACCCCAGGGGAAUUAUCCCCAACCACAGGAGAGCAACCUCCUACCCCAGGGGAGUAAUCCUACACCCCAUGAGAGUAAUCGCUUACCCCAGGGGAGUACUCAUCCACCCCAGGGGAGCUACCCUCCUCCAUCCCAGGGGAGCAAUCCCCCAACCCAGGGGGGCUAUCCCCCAUUCCAGAGGAGUAAACCACCAGCCCUUAUCAGUAGUCCCCCAGCCCAGGGAAUUAAUCCCUCGACCAAUCCCAUGUCCCAGGGGAGUAAUCCCUUGACCCGGGAGAGUUAUUCCCCUCCCCAGGGGAGCUAUCUGCCACCCCAGGGGGGCUAUCCCUCCCCCCAUGGGGGUUAUCCCUCACCCCAGGGGAGUAAUUCCCCGUCCAAGGGGAGUAAUCUCCCAUCCCAGGGGAGAAGUCCCUCGACUCAUGAGGGAAUUAAUCCCUCGACCAAUCCCACGUCCCAGGGGAGUAAUCCCUCGACCCGGGAGAGUUAUUCCCCUCCCCAGGGGAGUUAUCCGCCACCCCAGAGGGGCUAUCCCUCCCCCCAUGGGGGUUAUCCCUCACCCCAGGGGAGUAAUUCCCCGUCCAAGGGGAGUAAUCUCCCAUCCCAGGGGAGAAGUCCCUCGACUCAUGAGAGUUAUUCCCUGCCCCAGGGGAGCAUUCACCAACCCCAGGGGAGCUAUCAGCCACGUACCCAAGGGGGUUAUUCUCCAAUCCGGGGGAGUUAUUCCUCACCCCAUGUGGGUAAUCCCUCACCCCAGGGGAGUAAUCCCUUACUCCAGGGGAGUAGUCCCUCGACCCAUGACAGUAAUUCCCUGCCCCGGGGGAGUAUUCACCAAUCCCAGGGGAGCUAUUAUCCACGUACCCAGGGGGGUUAUCCCUCAACCUUUGGGAGUAAUCCCUUACCCCAAGGGGUUAAUCCCUCACCCCGGGGGAGUAAUCCCUUACCCCAGGGGAGUAGUCCCUCGACCCAUGACAGUAAUUUCCUGCCCCGGGGGAGUAUUCACCAAUCCCAGGGGAGCUAUUAUCCACGUACACAGGGGGGUUAUCCCCCAACCGUGGUGAGUAAUCCCUCACCCCAAGGGGGUAAUCCCUUACCCCAGGGGAGUAAUCACCCACCCAAAGGGAGUAGGCCCUUGACCCGUGACAGUUAUUCCCUGCCCCAGGGGAAUAUUCACCAAUCUCAGGGGAGCUUUUACCCACGUACCCAGGGGGGCUAUCCCCCAACCGUGGGGAGUAAUCCCUCAACCCAAGGGGGUAAUCCCUCACCCCUGGGGAGUAAUAACCCCUUAUCCCAGGGGAGUAAUCCCCCACCCAAAGGGAGUAGGCCCUUGGCCCAAGAGAGUAAUUCCCCACCCCAGGGGAGUAUUUACCAACCCGUGGGUAGCUGUCACCCAAGUACCCAGGGCGGUUAUCCCCCAGCCACGGGGAGUGAUCCCCCAUCCCAGGGGAGUAAUCCCCCACCCCAGGGGAGUGAUCCCCUACCCCAGGGGAGUGAUCCUUCAUCCCAGGAGAGUUAUUCCCCGCCUCAUAGCCCCAACCCCUGGGAGGGCAUUCCCCGCACCAAGUGGGUAAUCCCCCGACCCAAGGUGAGCCUCCCCCCAGCCGAGGGGCACUACCCUGGAACUCCCCAACAGGACGAAAAAAAGUGAGUGAACUUUGAGAAAGUACGGAUUCAAAUU